UAAUUAACAUGUAAUACAGGUCUGUAUUAGCUCAUCUGUAAGUAACUUAUCAGACUAUACCAUGAGAUCUCACCAUACUUAUUUAAAGCCACAUGCAAAAUGUACUCAACACCAGCGAAGUAAAGCGUCAUUGAAACACCGUAUGAUGGACGUCACGAGAGUGAAUCAAUGUUUGCAUGCUAUGAAUUAUGAUCAAAGUACAGUAAAACAAAAAGUCGAUUAAAAACCUAUGAGCGGCGUAUUGAUACACUGAGAACCAUUAUUGCAGAAUUACAGGCUCAAAAUGAAUAUCUAAGGAAUCAAUUGUUAAAAUACCCAGAAAAUCGCAACAGAAACGUGAAUGAUUACUUAUCUUCAAGUAUUAGUCAAUUAACUACUGAUGUCACUACUUUAAAAGCUAAGCUGAAAGAGAUGGAACAAUUGAAAAAUUCUAUGGAUGAAAGUUACAAAGAGGCUGUUCAAGAAUAUCAUUUCAUAGUAGUGAAACAACUUACUGAUUUAAAACAACAGUUGGACGAGUCUCGAUUGAGAAAUGAGGCUCUGGACCAUACUGUAGCUGUAAUAGAUAAAAAGUUGGAACAAAUCAGCCAUGGUAAGGAAGAUAAAUCACAGAAAAUGAUAGUUGAACAAUAUACAAUGAUGAAAGGAGAAUUAAAUAAAAUGAGAAUCGAAAUGGAUCAUGAAACUCAAAAACAAAAUCAAAAUUUAAUGUCUGAAGUUUCUACUUUGAAAAAGGCUGUUGUAAAACUAGAAAAAUCGAAGGAGAGACUCGAGUACGAUUAUGAAAAGAAACUAUCACAUAUCAUCAAGAAUAAAGAUAUGGAAAUAAAAGCCUUGCAUUUACAACUGCAAAAACAAAAAAAUGAAUUGUACACAUCUCUGAGUAUAAAGAAGCAAAAUGAAGUGGAUAAUAUAGUUUCUAUAUUAGAGGAGCGAUAUAAAACGCUUUUGGCAGAAACAGAAGCAAUGUCAGAAUCUAAAAUUCAGGAGUAUCUCAUGGUACUGAGCGCCGUAAAUUUUAUUUAAAAAUAAUCUAAAAAUAUGCGCAAUAAGAUAAUAAUAAUGGUUAUUACAAAUUUUAGAGAAUAGCUAUUCUUGAAGAUCAAGUACUUAAUAUGAAGAAAUUUGAGUCGAGCUUAUAGGGUAGUGAUUUCGUAAUAGUUUAUAGUAGAAUAUAAUUAUAUAAUUGUAUAUUAUAUAUAUGUUUGUUCUUAAUAAAGAGUACAAGAAACGA
Molecule: messenger RNA, 1234 nt
Organism: Bombus terrestris (buff-tailed bumblebee)
Lineage: Eukaryota; Metazoa; Arthropoda; Insecta; Hymenoptera; Apidae
Exons: 4
Coding region: 412-1026 (204 amino acids)
Source: RefSeq, a predicted model, not a curated record